GGCCCGGCGGCCACGGCGGGGGGGCAACGGCGGCCGCGCUGACGUCCGGGGGAAGCUGAGCAAUAACAGCGGCGACGCGGGCCCGGGUGCGCCUGCGCGGGCUGCGGGGCUGCUUCUAUUUAUGUGGGGGGGCGCCAAGAUGGCGGGGGCGGCGAGGAGAACGUAGGGGGCAGCUCCGACCGGGCGGCGGAGCGGGGAGGAGGGGAGAGGGAGGAGCCGGGGCCGGUGGGAGGGAGCGCAGAGAGCGGUGUCACCGAACGCGUGAGGCGGGGGCCGGCGGACGGCGGGCGGGGGGGGGUGGCGGCGGAGGAUGGCGGAGCCGCGCCGGGUGCCGUUCAUCAGCCUGUCACCCGUGCGGCGCCGCGAGGGCGAGAGCCCGGCGCUGGAGCGGGAGCCGGCGGGCCGCGACCCGGAGCCGCCGCCGACGGGCCGCGAGGCGCCGCCGCCGGAGCCGCCACCGAACGAGCCGCCCCGCGACAGCGCCGCCCGCCCGGAGCCGCCCCGCGACCCCGGCCGGCCCGAGCAGCCGCCGCAGCGGGAGCCCCCCCGGCCCGAGCCGCCGCCGCUGCCGCCGCCACCGCCGCGCCAGAGCGGGCGGCAGGAGCCGCCGCCGCCGCGGGAGGCGCUCCCGCUCCGCCAGACGGUCCGCCUGGAGGUGGUGCUGAAGGACCCCACCGAGGAGGGCUGCGUGGAGUUCAGCUACCCGGAGCUGCUGCUGUGCGGGGACUCGAGGAAGAAAUUGAUUCACUUGGAAGAUCCAUUUAAUGAUGAACAACGUGAGCGACAUGAAGUAGAAAUGCUUGCCAAGAAGUUUGAGGCAAAAUAUGGUGGAAAGCCUCACAAACAUCGGAAAGAUCGCCUGCAGGAUCUAAUCGAUAUAGGUUAUGGUUAUGAUGAAACGGACCCUUUCAUUGAUAAUUCUGAAGCGUAUGAUGAAUUGGUUCCUGCAUCCCUGACAACCAAAUAUGGAGGGUUUUAUAUCAACACUGGUACUCUGCAGUUCCGACAGGCAUCUGAAUCAGAAGAUGAAGACUUUGCAGAAGACAAAAAACAUAGGCCACCUAAAAUAGCAAAGUUAAAAGAAAGUGAAGAUCGUGGAAUGAAGAAGCGCAAGCGGAAAGAGGAAGGGACAGAAAAGGAGAAGAAGCCUCGGAAAAUGAAAGUUCCUAAGCAGUUGGGAGUAAUGGCCUUAAAUUCACACAAGUCUGAGAAGAAGAAAAAGAAAUUGUAUAAAGACUCGCUUUCUCUGGCUGCCAUGAUCCGUAAAUUUCAAAAGGAGAAGGAAGCCAUGAGGAAGAAGGAAUCUAGUCCAAAACCUCCAGUGACUGUUGCAACCCCUACCCCUAGUAAAAUUCCUUCCUCCUCUCUCAGUGCAGGAAACGAUAUCUCUGACUUGAAUCUUAGGAUCAACGAUCCUGUCCUCUCCAUUUUUGGUAGCACAAAUGAACCUGAGCUCCUGCAAGAAACUGAAAGUGCCCUGGAGAUGCUGGGAGACAUUGACUUUGACAAGUUGCUUGAUGGCACUUCUGAUGGCAGCCCGGUAUCUGAGCUGUCAGGAGAAAAUGGAAAUGUCACUCAGGCAACCUACACCUCUCAGGUCAUGACACCCAAGCAGGUGCCUGCCCUCCCAGAAGGUCUGCCUGUGCUACUUGAAAAGCGCAUUGGGGACCUUCGAACAGCUGCCAAGAUGUUUGAUGAAGAAGGCAGGAAGAAGUUUUUCACGCAAGACAUGAAUAAUAUUCUUCUGGAUAUUGAGCUACAGUUACAGGAGGUAAAUCCUGCCAUCCGCAGUGGAGUGUACUCUCACCUGGAGGCUUUUGUGCCAUGCAAUAAGGACACACUGAUAAAGCGUCUGAAAAAGUUACACCUCAAUGUCCAGGAUGACCGCUUGAGAGAACCAUUGCAAAAGCUGAAACUGGCUGUCAGUAAUGUCAUGCCUGAACAGUUAUGCAAGUAUCAAGAGGACUGUCAGGCCCGCAAUCAAGCCAAGAAUGCCAAGUUGCAAACGGAAGAUGAACGAGAGAAAAAUGGAUCAGAGGAAGAUGAUGAUGAGAAACCCGGAAAGAGGGUUGUGGGACCCAGAAAGAAGUUUCAUUGGGAUGACACAGUGAGGUCUCUGUUGUGUAAUCUUGUCAAGAUCAAGCUGGGAUGCUAUGAGCUAGAGCCAAAUAGAAGUCAGUCUGCUGAAGAUUACCUCAAAACCUUUAUGGAAACAGAAGUGAAACCACUUUGGCCUAAAGGCUGGAUGCAGGCAAGGAUGCUUUUUAAAGAAAGCCGAAGUGUUCACAAUCACCUCACUUCUGCUCCGGCAAAGAAGAAGGUGAUUCUGGCCCCUAAACCCAAAGUGAAGGACUCCAGUCCAAAAAAAGAACAGAAGACCUGUAUGUCUUCAGUCAAUUCAAGUUGUGCUACUGUGCUGAGCUCCAGCACACCUGUCUGCACCCCAGCCAGCUCUAGCUGCACACCAGCUCCAGAGACGAUCUGCUUGGAUGACUCACUGGAUGAAGACCUCUCUUUCCAUCCACCCUCACUGGACUCUAUUUCCGAUGCUCUGGCAGUUAUCAAUAAUGGUGCCAAGGGAUCACCUCUUGGGUCCACCAUAGACACACCGACAUCCAGACCUCGCCCUGGGCUGAGGGAAGAGAAACUAGCAAGCAUUAUGAGUAAGUUGCCUCUGGCAACUUCAAAGAAAGUAGAGCCCACUCAGACAUCCCAUUCUUCAAGUCUUAUUGCUGGUCACACAGGGCCAGUACCAAAGAAACCCCAGGACUUAGUUCACACUGGUAUCUCUUCAGGCCUUAUUGCUGGAUCUUCAAUUCAAAAUCCCAAGGUUUCCUUAGAGCCUUUGCCAGCCAAACUACUUCAGCAAGGACUACAGAGGUCAAGUCAGAUCCAGUCUGCUUCCUCUUCUUCUCAGACUCAUGUUUCUUCCUCUAAGACCCAAGCAGCUGUUUCCACCUCCUCUCAAAGAACCAAGGAUGCUAGUAUCUUGGUAUCAUCUUCUGAGACUCAAGGUGGUACUUCCUCAACAUCACAAGUGACAAAGGUGCACCAGCAUUCAACUGUACAGCAGAAAUAUGUAUCUCCUUUGCAAGCAACUAUUAGUAAAUCACAGACCAAUCCUGUGGUGAAAUUGAGUAGUAAUCCCAAACUGUCUUGCUCAUCACCAAUCAUCAAGGCUCAAGAUAAGUCUGUAGUAUAUCGCCUGCCUUUGUCUAAUCCCUCAUCUGGAAGCGGCUCCCAAGUGUCUCACCCACUGGUUUCUCGGACAACAUCCAGCACCUCUACCUCUAGUAACUAUUUAGCCAAGGCUAUGGUGUCACAAGUUUCUUCCCAGGGUUUCAAGCCUCCCUUCUCCAUGGCUGCCUCUCCCAAACCUGCUGCCUCUCCCAAGCCCACUUCAUCUAAGCCCUCUGUGACACCCAAGCCCAAUGCAUCACCUAAAUUUUCAUCGAAGUCCACUUCAUCCCCCAGGCCUGCAACAACACCCAGUUCUUCCAGUUCAAGUGCACUAGUUUCCCAGAGUAGUCACUCCAGCAACAACCCCCUUCAUAAACAGACCAGUGGUGUAAAUAUCAGCAGGCAGUCUCCCACAGUGAAUUUGCUGUCCUCUAAUCGCACCUCAGGCCUUCAGCCUGCAAAGAACCCUCAGGCUUCUUCAAAAUUACCCAACUCUUCUCCUUCUGGAACUGUUGGUAAAAAUAAUUUGGGUGGAGUUGGAAUGAAUGUACCUGCCAACAGAGGCAGUAACCUUAACUCAAGUGGAGCUAGUAGGACUAGUCUGUCUGGGGGAACAGGAAGUGGAACACAGGGUGCUACUAAACAAUUGUCAACUCCACACAGACCAUCUUCUGCCUCAGGGUCUCCAGUUGUAGCAGCCAGCGUGCAGUCAACAGCAGGAGCAUCGUUACUGGCUAACGCCUCACCUCUGACUCUCAUGGCAUCACCCCUGUCUGUAACCAGUCAGAAUGUGACGUCUGCACCAUUAACUCCUUUUGGGAUGCUGGGUGGCCUUGUUCCUGUGACUGUGCCCUUCCAGUUUCCCUUGGAGCUGCUUGGCUUUGGGACGGACACAGCUGGAGCGACAACCACCUCGGGAUCUACCUCAGCGGCUUUCCACCACAGCCUAACUCAGAACUUACUGAAGGGUUUACAGCCAGGUGCUCAGCAUGCAGCGACGCUGUCUCACUCACCUCUGCCUGCUCACUUGCAGCAAGCUUACACAGAUGGAGGCCAAAGUAAAGGGGACACUAAGUUACAGCGGAAAAACCAGUGACUUCUGGACAAGCAAGGGAGCUGAAGCAGUUCUGGUUGGCUGACAGAAUCUGCCCAGUUGGGAAAGUGCUUAUUGUCACAGGGCUGCUGUUUCUGUCGAUGUUUACAUAUUCUGAUCCUAAGCACUGUGGUGAGAGGAAGAAGAAAAAUAAAACAAUACUUGAUCAAAGAGAGAAGGAAAAGGAGGACUGGUCCUCCUGGUCAUGCAGACUGGUCAUAGCUUGAUAUUGCCUAAAGAAACAACGUUUUUUAUCUGCUCUGAUUGGCUCUUAAAAGAAAUUGAUCGUCAAACCCACAGCAGCACCAACAUUUUUGUCUGGGUGAAGUCCAAUGAAAAGUGGAAACCAUGAGAGGAGCUAGAAUAGGUUUCUCCAUUCAUUGUGUAAGGUGGAAUCAUUCACUUCUUUAGUGCCCAGAGUGCCCAGGGUAAGAUUAUGUGUAGGUCCUGAGUGUAUUAAACGGUUGUGGACCAAAGGUUAUGUAGAAUAGAGGUGGUGCUGGGAUACUUUGCAUUAUAAUUAAACCUUUACACAAAUGCAGUUUUUGAUAAUGGGCAUUUUUCCAGAUUUACAAGGCUGUUUGGCUUAGGGAGCCUACAGGUGUAUGCAGUCUCAUUAGAGAAUUGUCUUCAAAAACAGAUCUCCUGGUACAUCAAGAUGUGAGACACACACUAUUUGUUUGAUUUUUUUUUUUUUUAAAGUACAAGAAUUCUUGGGAGGAAGGGGAUGGAAAAUUUUUCAUUACACAAAAAGGAAACCCACAUUUGAUUGGUCAGACUAGCAUUUCUUUCCAACAUUAUAUUUUUAAAGGCAUGCUAAUGUUUCAGUCCUUCCAUUUGUUAAACUUUCUUUUACCUCUGCCACGUGCUUAUUUGCUACUGAAAUUAUGUUCUAUUCAUGUCUUUCAUAAACAACAACCAGUUCUUUGCUGAUUCUUGAUCUUCAUUUUUCAUCUAACUCUUCCCAAAAGCCAUGCAUUAUACUGAUUUCCUAGUUAAAGAAACCUGAUUGUGACCUAUUCCAGGGUCAGGUUAAUACUGCUUCAGGCAUUAGCCAAAGAGGAGUCGUUCAAAAGCGACCAGAGGUGCCUUCUCUUCUGGGGGCUUGAAUGGGUUGUCUCCAGCAUUUCCAGCCCCUGCUGGCCUGGGGAGUGUCUGACCUGAACUCUUUCUUACAUGGUAGCACAAGACUGCAAAGCUGGCUUUUUUUUUUUCUUUGAUAGCAAUACAUCAACUGGUUGACGUGUAAGAUUAGAAAGUAUCCAGCACAUGUUGCACUUUCAACACUAGGACAGAACUUUGCUAUUGCGUCCCUUGCGCUGUCAGAUAAAAGGUGAGAAUGGCAGAAAGUUAAAUAAGUCAUUGGGGAAAGGAGCAAAUAAAGUAGUAGGAUGCCCUUCUUCAGCCCUAAAACAUUCCUUUGACCAGAGAUGCUGAAAUUCCUAGUAAAUAGUUUUUCCAGUAGUUUGACUUGAGAUUGAACCAGAGACUACUGGUUAUCUCACACCUUUUAGAGCGACUUUGACCCAUGAAUAAUUAAUCUUCAAUGUUUUUUGCUAGAUUAUUUCGAGCUUGCAGGUUUCUUUUACAUGUGAUUUAUUUUUCUUAGAUCAGACAACAAUUUCUUUUCUAUUUAGAGCUCAUUUUAAUUUUAUAUAAAUAUAUAUACAUAAAUUUAAAAUAAUAUAUAUUGUGUAUUUAGUAUAAAAAUGUUGGGUUGAGCUCAGCAAUAAAUGUUUUUGCACAACACUUCUGUGAAAGACAGAUUGAAUUAAGAUGCAUUAGUUCAUUAAUUUCACUCCACAGCAUCUGCCAAUUAAAUGCUUUUUAGCUAGUGCUAAUGUUUUGUAUGUGGCGUGUUGAUUAGAUAAGCUUGCAUCUCCGUUGAGGUUAUUAAGAGUUGAAAUAUACAGCUGUGUAGACCCUGGCAUUCUUAAUACUGCACAAAUUCUCUCAAAAUACCAUGAACUAUUUAGAAUGCAAGCUUUAUCUGGUUUUUUUUCCCUCUUUUCUCCAGGAAGGGUUGAAGGAAGACAACUUUUGUUUUUUGAGGCCCAGUGGUUCUGGCAGGAUGUUAAUUCUCUGAACUGUGUCAAACCUGACAAUUUUAACAUUGCAUGUAGCUAAGGGAGUUGCGGCAGUGAGCCACUGGGCAGCAAUAUAUGUAAAAGACCCUGUCCUAAGAGUUCUACCUCUUCUAUGUUUUCCUCAUCAAGGCAUCUCAUUCAAAUUGCCAUCUUUUGUCUUCAUACUUAAUGAAAUUUUAGACUGGGAGACUUGGAGCCCUUUAUAACUACAGCACAAAUUCCCUUUCAGUGUUCCUCUCUUCCUGGAAGUAUGCCUCAUCUUCAGUUGAAGAGCAUCCUCUCUAAAUCAUGAGGGUAGGAGCAGUGCUGCCUCUGUGUCCUACUGAGCUUCUCAGUCUUGGGAAACAAGUGAACUAAUACUUCUUGUGGAAAUAGAUAGUAGGAUGAUGAGAAUAAAGAUGACCAUAUGUUG
Messenger RNA from Chiroxiphia lanceolata (lance-tailed manakin), 6772 nucleotides. RefSeq names its product ubinuclein 2 (gene UBN2). The transcript is spliced from 17 exons. Bases 311 to 4276 code for a protein of 1321 amino acids. Gene Ontology annotation, cellular component: nucleus. Lineage: Eukaryota; Metazoa; Chordata; Aves; Passeriformes; Pipridae. The record is from RefSeq and is a predicted model, not a curated record.